Chelonus insularis is the source of this 1647-nucleotide messenger RNA. RefSeq names its product short/branched chain specific acyl-CoA dehydrogenase, mitochondrial. Bases 233 to 1477 code for a protein of 414 amino acids. Gene Ontology annotation, molecular function: acyl-CoA dehydrogenase activity; flavin adenine dinucleotide binding. The record is from RefSeq and is a predicted model, not a curated record. NCBI's taxonomy places the organism in Eukaryota, Metazoa, Arthropoda, Insecta, Hymenoptera, Braconidae. Gene Ontology annotation, cellular component: mitochondrion. The transcript has 8 exons.
UUUCAGAGCUACAUUGACUUAUUCGUUGGCUGGACAAGCUACUUGAGAUACUUGUUUUUAUUAUUAUAUAACAACCAGUUUUAUGCCCUCGUCGAUCAGUCGCUGUGCAGACGGUGUCUUGAGUAUUAAUUAUUAGUGUGGUUUGUCACCUCAGGAGCAAGAUCAAAAGUGGUAUUUCUUCAAGAUACUAAAUUUCAAGGACUUGUUUUCUAAAUAAAAAAACGUGGUUAACAUGAAUUCUAUCAAGAGUAUUUUUAAGAAAGUUCCACAAGAGUGGGUAAAAGCAAAAAAAUUGCACGCCUCUUCCGUGGUAUUAAAUCACUCUUCAGGACCUUUGACCCAAUUUACUGAGGACGAAAUGAUGAUGAAAGAAACUGUUGCGAAAUUUGCUAAAGAACAAAUUAGUCCUCUCGUCAAAAAGAUGGAGAAAGAAGGAAAAAUUGAUGAUGGACUAUUAAAGCAAUUAUUUGAACAUGGACUAAUGGGUUUGGAAAUUCCAGCAGAUUAUGGUGGAUCUAAUGCUAAUUUCAUGAGCACCAUCUUAACAGUAGAAGAAUUAUCGAAAGUAGACGGUUCUGUUGGUGCCUUAGUUGAUAUUCAUAAUACUCUAGUUAAUUCCCUCAUCAUAAAAGUUGGUUCAGAGGAACAAAAGGCCAAGUAUUUACCCAAGUUAGCUCAACAGUGUGCUGGCAGUUUCUGUUUAACGGAACCUGGAUCAGGUUCAGAUGCAUUCUCUCUUAAAACUCAAGCAAAAAAAGACGGCAAUCAUUAUGUAAUUAAUGGUACCAAGAUGUGGAUAUCAAACUCAGAUAUUGCUGGAGUGUUUCUCGUUUUUGCAAAUGCUAAUCCUUCAGAUGGAUAUCGAGGGAUUACAACAUUCUUCGUAGAUAGAGAAAUGGAAGGCCUCUCUGUAGCAAAACCUGAAGAUAAAUUAGGAAUUAAGGCUUCAGGAACGUGUAUGGUCCACUUUGAGAACGUCAGAGUACCAGAAAGUAAUAUUUUAGGACAGUUUGGACAUGGAUACAAGUAUGCUGCUGGAUUUUUGAAUGAAGGUCGCGUGGGUAUUGGCGCGCAAAUGAUUGGAAUUGCUCAAGGCUGUUUGGAUGCUACUAUACCUUACACACUUGAACGAAAGCAAUUCGGUCACGAUAUUUUCUCCUUCCAAUCUAUGCAACAUCAAAUUGCUCAAGUUGUCACGGAAUUGGAAGCUGCAAGAUUAUUAGUUUAUAAUGCAGCAAGAUUAGUUGAAGCUAAGAAAGACUUUGUUAAAGAAGCUGCAAUGGCUAAGCUCGUUGCAUCUGAAACUGCACUUAAAGUAACGGCUAAAUGUAUAGAUUUUAUGGGAGGAGUAGGAUUCACAACAGAUUUCCCACAAGAGAAAUAUUUUAGAGAUUGCAAAAUUGGAACUAUUUAUGAAGGAACUAGCAAUAUGCAAUUAUCAACCAUUGCUAAACAAAUCCGAAAAGCAUAUUCUUGAAUUAAUACUGAUGUAUAUUCAAUGUAAAUCAAAUCACUAAUCCUAAUAUGAUAGAUCAAUUUUUUAUAAUUCAUUAAUCAUCUAAUAACAAUUUAAUAGCUAAAAUUUUUCAUAUUAAGCAAUAAAACUUAAAAUAUUAUUUCAUACAAUAUACCAUUUAUAUAUUAUCU